Messenger RNA from Salarias fasciatus (jewelled blenny), 3057 nucleotides. RefSeq names its product protein tyrosine phosphatase type IVA 3. The coding region runs from base 951 to 1487 and encodes 178 amino acids. Gene Ontology annotation, biological process: protein dephosphorylation. Lineage: Eukaryota; Metazoa; Chordata; Actinopteri; Blenniiformes; Blenniidae. The record is from RefSeq and is a predicted model, not a curated record. The transcript is spliced from 8 exons.
UGGGGUGAGGCACCUCUCCUCUGCCCUAAGAGCAUUAGCUGUGGAGUGUUCUGGUGGUGACAGGGCUGUCAGGGUCAGAUGGCUGCUCAGCCUGAUUAGACCAGCUCCCAGCAGAUCCCCAGCCCGCCACACUGCACUGCCACAAGCAAGGUAGAGCAACCAAGUGGCACGUACAGAACGUGGCAGUGGUUACUGAGCAGGUCAGAAGGAGCAGAGAGAGAGAGAGAGAGGGAGGGAGAGAGAGAGAGAAAGGUGCAUAGUUCAGUGUCAUACUCAGGCACAGCUACAGGUUGCUGCAGACUUCUCACUGGUGGACGUCCAGAAUCAAAAAACUGGUUGACUGGUUGACUUUACUGUGGCAGAGAGGCAGAAGAAGUGAUGUUUAGUCUGUGUUUGGAGAUGACACUGAAGAGCUAAGCGGGCUUUGGUGUAACUGCCAGUCGUACUUUGUGGAUUUCCCUGUUCGGCAGCCAAGCUGUCCACUGAGAACCGCUGGUUGAUGGAGUUUGUGCGACAAAGUGGAGACUACUGCCACGCCCAACACAUUUAGACCCUCUUCAGGAAGAUGCUGCACCACGCCGACCUGGGGCCAUAAACCCUGAAGGACCACUGGCCUUUGUCUUCUGAACCUGCCAGCUCAUGGGUUAACAAGCAGCUCCUCCAGACUGGAAGCGAUCCGGAGAGUGAAGGAAAGAGGGAGCGACUGAGAGAGGCAAAGGACACGGUCAAACAAAAACAAAGAGAAAAGUGACACAUUGUAGCCUCCUGGACUACGUAAUACAAUCAGCUGAUGGGAAAACCAUCACAGCCGCAGGACUUCAGACAUCAGAGGAAACCUUUCAAAGGUUAAGAACUGACAGGAAGUCCAGACGUUUCUGAAGAGUGAAAACAGUUGGAGACACAGCAGGUUACUGCUGCACCUGGAGCUAAAGGUCAGAGGUUCUUCUGGGAUGUCAAAGGUCGCACUGGCCACCAUGAACCGUCCGGCUCCGGUGGAACUGUGCCACAAAAACAUGAGGUUUCUCAUCACGCAUAACCCGACAGACAGCACCCUCAACUCCUUUAUAGAGGAUUUGAAGCGGUAUGGUGCCACGACGGUGGUCCGAGUCUGCGACGUCACCUACGAUAAAACACCCCUGGAAAAAGACGGCAUCACUGUGGUGGACUGGCCUUUUGAUGAUGGGGCCCCCCCGCCCAGUAAGCUGGUCGAUGACUGGCUGAGUCUGCUGAAGAAGAAAUUUCAGGAGGAUCCUGGAAGCUGUGUAGCCGUUCACUGUGUGGCAGGACUGGGAAGGGCUCCUGUGCUUGUUGCUUUGGCUCUGAUCGAAAGUGGGAUGAAGUACGAGGAUGCCAUUCAACUCAUCAGACAGAAACGUCGUGGAGCGAUCAACAGUAAACAGCUCACCUAUCUGGAGAAAUACCGAUCAAAGCAAAGACUCCGCUUCAAAGACUCUCACACACACAAGAAUAAGUGUUGCAUCAUGUGAACACACUCCGAGGCAUGUGUGCACACAAAUGCACACACAGCGUUCAUUCAUCUUGUCAUCCUCAAUAAACUCCUCAGGAAUCUGAUCGUACAAACCACAAGUGAUACCGGUAUUCGCAGACUCAGAAAUAGAGAACCUUCAUCAGCUUCUUGUGUGUGUGUGUGUGUUGGAAAAAUGUUAUUUUCUUUUUGUUUUGUUGUUUGUCAUUUUUUUGUUGUUGUUGGUUUGCUGCAUUAUACAGCCGACAGUGUGAGGAUUUAAGGAAAGGAUUAUACAUGCUCCGUAUCACAAAUCUUGUCUGGACCCAUGGGGACACGAAAAAAGAUACAGACUGAGACAUAUUUGUUUUAUGCUGAUUGCUUGUCAACACUCAAACCCAAAUCAACCUCAGCAUGUUUGAACGUCAGGGUAUAAAGUUUUUGUAACAGUCACUUUGAGAAUAUUUUAUGACAAGAGAAACCCUCUGAGACACUUUUGGAAGACUUAUUUUUAUAUUACCCGUAUUCCUUCCAGUUUCUCUUGUCUUUCUGUAUUGAAAAUAAUACAAGGGCUCAUCUUCAGCACAGACUUUUCUGCCUUCGGGCAACAGGUACAAUAAAAGUCAGUUUCCUCAAAGCAGCAUAAAUUAUUAUUUUUUUCACUUUCAUUGUUUCAUUAUGGCUUUUUACACUGUGCUCAAUUCAUUCAUGUGUUUACAUAUCUGGGUGUGCUUUAUGUUAUGCUUUGUUUACUGACAAAGAGAGUUUGUUUGCAGCAUCUGAACGCCAGACAAAUUUCCACGUAUUUGUAAGAUAACAGAAGAAAUAAAUGUAUAUUAAACACAUUAUAAAUUUACAAAAAGGUGUAAUUUAGUUGUAAAUAAUAAUAUUUGAGGUAAGUAAUUCACCACUUUAUUCUUCUUGAGGUUAGGGUGACGUAAACUUCCCCUUCAAUGAGCAUAUGUCUUUAACUGUUAUCUUUAAGUGUCGACACUUUGUUUUGAUCGUCAGCUGAUGAGCUUGCCUGGUUAUGUGGUUUUAAUUUACAGCCAAUUUAUGACUCUAAUAUUCAGAGACUGCAGUUUAGAUUUGAAAUCAACACAACUAUUGGAUGUGCAUCGUCACGCUGGUUAGACCAGGCAAAGUUUCAUACACGUAUUGAAAUGUUCACUUGUCUUUUAUUUGUAUUGUUCUUGAAUGAUGUGUGUAAACAACUGCUUUUGUAAGCUCAUUUUAAAAGGAGUGGUAAAUCAAUUUUCCUGAAGAACGAGCAUGCACUUUUUUAAUUUCUGCUGUUUAUCAUAGAUUCAUCCAACUUUAAAAAUGUCUUCAACUUCAAAAGAUGUUUAGAAUGACUGUACAGCAGACACAGUUAGGCAGUCUUUAUCAUAAAGCAUUUAUCGAAUCAUGGAUGAUAUAUAUCUUGUUCAUAUAAUGUGUGCAUGACAUUGUGUGAGAGAAAGACAAUUUUUAGAUUUUACUGAUCACUGGGACUGACCUGAGCAGACACUUUUUUUAAAUAUAUGAAACAAGCUGUCACUGUCUGUAUGUCUGUACAUUUUUGCAUUGUUUAAUAAAGGUUUUGCCAUUGU